Cinclus cinclus is the source of this 494-nucleotide messenger RNA. RefSeq names its product molybdopterin synthase catalytic subunit. The record is from RefSeq and is a predicted model, not a curated record. Lineage: Eukaryota; Metazoa; Chordata; Aves; Passeriformes; Cinclidae. Gene Ontology annotation, cellular component: cytosol. Gene Ontology annotation, biological process: Mo-molybdopterin cofactor biosynthetic process. The transcript has 4 exons. The coding region runs from base 1 to 468 and encodes 155 amino acids. Gene Ontology annotation, molecular function: molybdopterin synthase activity.
AUGGAGGAAAGUGAAGAUGUGCCAAAAGAUUUUAUCAAGCUCAAGUCUGAAAAGCUCUCCGUAGAUGAAGUGUCAGAGCUGGUUGUUUCACCAUCCUGUGGGGCAGUGUCUCUGUUCAUUGGUAUUACAAGAAAUAAUUUUAAAGGAAGAAAAGUGAUUCACUUAGAAUAUGAAGCAUAUUCUUCAAUGGCAGAGACUGAAAUAAAGAAAAUCUGUAGAGAUGUUAGACAGAAAUGGCCUUCAGUCAAACAUAUUGCAGUGCACCAUAGACUUGGUGUGGUUCCAGUAACUGAAGCAAGUGUAAUUGUUGCAGUCUCCUCUCCACACAGAGCGGAAUCCCUUGAAGCUGUAACGUACUGCAUCAAUACCUUAAAAGCAUCUGUCCCCAUAUGGAAAAAGGAGAUUUAUAAGGAUGAAUAUUCUUGGAAAGAAAACAAGGAAUGCUUUUGGGCAAAUUCAGAAAAAUAAUUGUACUCUUUUGAAAAUAAAGUGUU